Messenger RNA from Fulvia fulva, 1005 nucleotides. RefSeq lists its product as uncharacterized. Bases 1 to 1005 code for a protein of 334 amino acids. The record is from RefSeq and is a predicted model, not a curated record. Lineage: Eukaryota; Fungi; Ascomycota; Dothideomycetes; Mycosphaerellales; Mycosphaerellaceae. The transcript has a single exon.
AUGGCUUCUCAAGGCGUGCUGGACAGGAAAGUCACCACAAAUGCUGAAAAUCAAGCCGAUCUGGAGAAUCAUUACGAGCAACGCCUACAAGAUAUCCGAUCAGAACGGUCUCGAUAUGGCAUCCGUGAAUACGGGUCUUACAUAACCGCAUGCAACAGAUCGACCUGUACCCAAAACCAUCGAUGGGCAAGAUCUGAUCUCAAGAGAGCCUGCAGAGCCAACAUCCUGGUGUACAUCAUACCUCACGAGUCUGAACGAGAAGGUGUCCAGCGACUGAACGCCAGAGUUCGGGCACGAGCUGCUGUGGCGAUGGAAUCGUUCAGGGCGAGCCCUGACUCGGUUCUGUCACAUCGAGCAUAUUUCAUGGAGUGUCGAUGGUCGGAAGAUGUAUACCCGGACCAUGAUCUUGAGCACCACCUCGAUAAGCUCAUAGCGGAUCAUUUGAGGCUAUGCGAUUGGUUGGAGAGCGAGAGCGACAGGACGGCGGAGAAGCAUAGGGCAGCCGAGCCUGAUGCUCCAGAAUGGAAUGGUGUGGUACCUUCGAUGCGAGCUGUGUUCAUGAUUUUCUGGCCUGAUGAUCGAUAUUGCAACGAGGCUACAGGGCGCGCUGCACUAGUCCUCACUGGCGACGAUAGUGGGAUGAAGUCUGGUCCGAUUACUCUGGAUGGCCUCUCGGCGGACCGUUUACCAGGUUAUGGAAGCCAUGACAGGAUUGUUCACCUUCCACUAGCAAAAGCCGUCGGAUUCCUCGCUCACAUCAACGAGCGAGAGGUAGCUGCGAACGAAGCACUACGAGCUCGUGACGAGUACUACAUUGCGAGUACUCGGGACGAGUGUCUAGAGGAGGCACGCGAGAGGUUGACACUUUCAAAAACAGAUCAGAUCUCUGAUCGAGCUGAUAGUACUAUCAGAAAUGCAAAGUCACGCCAAAGGUGGCGCCAGAUCUUCUCGGAAGAGGGCUUUUCUGAGCGACACGCAAUGCUGGCGGCAAUGUCACUUGCCUAG